CCCAUCUUCAGCAUUCGUAGUCAUUCAUCCUACGCGGCCUGCAGUCGGAAACAGACGUACGUACAACCAUGUCCGUGGUCAUUGAGCAGGGCAUCGUAAAAGCUACUGUUCCAAGUACAGCAGUUCCUGACGUCGACUUUGGAACGUUUUUCGCUGGAGUGUGCGGCAGAUAUCCUGAUAAGCCUGCAUUGGUGGACUCCAAGACAGAUGCCAUAUAUACCUUUCGGGAGUUGCUCGAUAACUGUCGCCAAGUAGCUGCUGGACUGCAAAGGCUUGGCGUGCGCACAGGAGACGUGGUCGCAGUCCAUUGUGCCAAUGGGACAGAGUUCGUUGUGGCGCUGUGUGGGGCAUUCUUCGCUGGUGCCAUUGCUCUACUCGUCAAAACAAACGUCACUGAAGGGGAGAUACAGUACCAAUUUCAAGAUGUUCGGCCGAUGCUGCUCAUCUGUGACAACGAACACAUCGACAAAUUCAAGAAGGUGCGCCCAGCCAUUCCGCCCCUCAAGGUAACAUCAGUGCUGCUGUAUCCGACACUUAUGCUGAAGCUAAACCAGCAGCCGCUUCUUGGCCAAUUCGAUGUGAGCAGCCUCAGGAAAAUGAUGGUGGUGGGCGGAACGGUAACCGGUCAUCUCUUGCAGAGCGUUACGAAGAAGCUGAACCUGAGCGGAAUAGCAAAAGGUUACGGUAUGACAGAAGUAGCAGGUGCUAUCACAUUCUCUACACCACAACUCAGUGACACCAAGACAGUAGGAAAGCCAGUAGCCUUCGUGGAAAUUAAGGUUGUGGACCCGGAAACACGAAAAAUCCUAGGGCCACUUCAGCAAGGGGAGAUUUGUGUCAGGGGUCCGAGCACUUUCAAGGGAUACUUUGGGCGUCCCAAAGAAACGGCGGACACGUACGAGGACGACUUCGUAAAAACAGGUGACACUGGAUACUACACAGCGGAGGGUCUCUUCUACGUGUGCGGCCGAAUCAAAGAACUGAUCAAAUGCAUGGACCAGCAGGUGGCGCCAGCUGAGUUGGAAGAUUUGCUCGCUGCCGAUGCUGGGGUGCGGCAUGUGGUCGUCGCAGGAGUGCCGCACCCAAAGUUCGGAGAAGCCGCCCGCGCAUUCGUGGUCCCUUCACAAAGUCUACAAGGUCCCUCUGAAGAGCACCAGGAGGCGAACAGGCUGAAGGAACUUGUGGCUGCGAGUCUUGCUUACCACAAGCACUUGCACGGAGGAGUGGAGUUCAUGGAGCAUAUACCCGACACUGCAAGCGGCAAAAACGUUCGCAUGGCUGUGACGGAGUCCUACAUGCAGCGAAUGAAUCUUCAAUAAAUUCCAGAUAUCAUGCACUGGCUACAAGUCCCCCACGCGAUACCUUAAAAAUAGUCCACAAUACUUUACGACCUCUUCCGAACUUUGAACAGAAAUAUCCCGAAGGAUUGAGAGCAGUGUUAAUUAAUAAAUACAACAACUUUG
Messenger RNA from Rhipicephalus sanguineus (brown dog tick), 1463 nucleotides. RefSeq lists its product as uncharacterized. Gene Ontology annotation, molecular function: CoA-ligase activity. Bases 69 to 1319 code for a protein of 416 amino acids. The transcript has 8 exons. The record is from RefSeq and is a predicted model, not a curated record. Lineage: Eukaryota; Metazoa; Arthropoda; Arachnida; Ixodida; Ixodidae.